Molecule: messenger RNA, 4168 nt
Organism: Polychytrium aggregatum
Lineage: Eukaryota; Fungi; Chytridiomycota; Chytridiomycetes; Polychytriales
Exons: 5
Coding region: 59-4153 (1364 amino acids)
Source: RefSeq, a predicted model, not a curated record
ACCACCAGCGCCAUCUGCACCAUCUGCACCAUCCUCAUCGCCAGCACCACUGGCCAGAAUGGCCCCCACCACCAGCGCCAGGAAGCUUGUGCUGAGAGCACCGCGGUUCUCGGACGGCGAUCCAUCGACAUGGGCUGCAUUCCUGGGCGAGCCGGGCGCAUUUCCUUCAGAGGCCGAGGAGAAGGCUGUCCUGCAGCAACUCGGCAAGAUCAUGUUCAAGCAGGCGAGCACAAAUCCAAGGCUGCAAUCGUGUAUAGACUUCAAUGUGCCUCGAGCAUCAGUCGAUUUCGAAAAGGACAUCCACUCGAUUGAUGGACUGGAGGCUCUUCCCAGUGGAUACCGGAUGAUCAAGACCCCCGGGGCUUUGCAAGGAUCGAUGCCAUUGAUAUAUGGCCACCGCUUCCGUGUGCCUUUCAGAGACCUGGGCUCAUUUGCGGAGCAUCUGCAGUGGCUCUACAGAUCAAUGACGCCGCACGCACCAUGUCUAUGCCGCAUUUGCACCCUGAAACAAACCGCGAAUCCAGAGAAAGCAGAGGUCCAAACAGCCAAGGCACACAUUCCAACGCUACUGAUCAAACCCGAUCCCGAUCGAACCCAUAGUUUGAGACAUGAGGAAACAGCACCCGGAGCGGCUGGGCCGAGCCAAGUCCCCAAAUCAACCAAAGAUGCUGCUGCCAGCUCAGCACCUCCCCAUAGGAGGGUUAUCUCCGACAGUCUGUCUCAGCCAGACAGAAUCGCUGCAAGCUAUUCCGACCCCGGUGGCCCAGUGCCUUCUUCCACUGAACCUGCUGCUGCGCCGCCGACCCCAAGGCAGCCAAAGACGCCCCAGAUUUCCGCUGAGAUAUCCGUGGAACCUGAGGAAAAUGCAGCCCCAAAUGACUCAAAUAUUGUGUCGGCACCAACUGGAAUUACGGCCUUGCAGCGAGCAGGACUGUCAGUCACAAGUGCCAGCUCUGAGAGUCCCUCCGCACGCAUCAGCUCCAGAUCACCUCCAGAGCCGUCUCCGGCUCCAAAGCCUAUGCCCCAAUGGCGUGACGAAGCGGCUUUGCCUCAACCUGGCUCGUCCUCCCAUGGUGGUGCUACAGCUUCGAACAUCGCGGGUUCAUCCACUGGAGCAGACGACUCUGGGCCAGCUUUGGACACGUCGGAUCGAGACCAGUUUCAGACAGCAGCAACGCGAACAUCCAUCGAUAUGAUAGACGCCGCUCCAGCGAACAAACUACUGGACGCCAUCGGCCAGCUGACUUCACUGACUGAGGGAGGCACACUGACCCGGGCGUCGCUCGACCCAGUCCUUUCUCUGGAGUCCUUCGCACUCCUUGCGGAGCAGUACCGAACAGUUGCAGCACAACUGGAGAGCUUUGUCAAGCUGACCGCCAAAACAUCCACCGAUACCUCUGAUAGCACCGCACCCGCAAGUGCUACCUCUCACUCCUCUGCACCGCAUCCUGCGCCUGUGCUGGAUUCGGCCUCUGCGGCAAGCUCGGCCCCUGCAACGAGUCAUGUACUGUAUCAAGAUUCGAACAGCGCUUCGUCCUCUGUUGCAACGGCUGCCACAAAGCCCGACGAUAUACCGUUUCCACAGCCGAAUCAAGAACAACAGACAGCCAACCAAGUUGAGGGGCUGACGGCUGCCAAGCUCCAACCAGCGUAUCCGCAAGGGGCUCGCCACCACAACCCAGAGAAUGUGCUGAGCGACAGUGCAACAUCGCUCUCCAGACAGGGAUUUCACACACGGACAUCCGCUCGGGGCACUGAAAGCCCCGCUGGUAUUCGGCCUAGUGCCUCAAUGGAAGCGAGACACUAUCAGACGCUCUCAGCCCUGGAGCAGCAGCAGCAAAUUCAGCAAGCUCAACAAGCACAGCUGGCCAAGCAGAUGCAAGAAAUGAAGCAGGCGGAACAAAGGCAGAUCCAGCAAGUGCAGCAAAUGCAAGAGAUGUGGAAAAGAGCACAGCAACAGCAGCAACAGCAGCAACAGCAGAAACUGCAGCUACAGCUGCAACAACAGCAGAAGACUCCACCCAUAUCGACAACUCCACAGCUCUACCAACCUCGACCGACUUCCGUACCGCUGACGAGCCCAUUGGCCAAUAUCUCUGCGACGGCCAAAGGCGAUGCCAUGUCACCUUUGCAUUCUCAACAGACAUGGAUCCAAACCAUAGGCCGUCCCUAUCAACACCCGGAUCCGCGAGAAGCUGCAUAUGUCGCCAGUGCGUCCGCCAACCCCUCGGUUUCCGGCCCCAUGCCUCAAGUGCCUGCCGCCAAUCAGGACCCGAAUAUGGAGAGCGCCAAGACCCUCAUCGCACAAACUUUUCAAAUCUUGGGAUCAGCCCACUCAGUUGAGACCAAGCGGAUGCUGUUGCAGCAUAUUCUUUCAAACACAGCCACCCCGAUCAUCGCCAUGACUCUGGCAGCCAUCCAAUCGGCCGGCGCCCGCAUAUCACCCGAAAACAAGCAGAUAUUGAACGCAGCUCUGCAAGGAUUCAAGCCAGGGUCUGCUCUCCUACAGCCCAAAAACCCGCCUAUGCCACAAGGCAUCAUUCCAAAAUAUGAAUUUCCACCACCGUCGGGCCCCCUGUGGAUAUCGGACCCAACCUCUCGGACAGCAAUUCCCUCGGCUUUCCCUGUGGCCACCAAUCCGCUACUCGGUCCCCAUGUACCGCUUGGGACGCCUGCUCGUCCGAGACCGGACAUGGUUCCAAACCAACCGCCACAAUACGUACCCCCUUUCACUGGUCAGAUCGGCCGGUCUGGUCUUGUGCUGCAGCCGCAACCCUUGGCCGAUCUCCAGCACACACCUGUGCCGAUGGCUGCUCGAAUGACACAAGGAAGGCUGCCGCUCCCACCUGGCAGCCAGCAUGUGCCUACACCCGGUACAUCUGCUGCUGUCGCAAUUGGCAGCGCGCAACUUGUCUCCCCGUCCAUCAGCGGCGCGUUAAACCCGAACGCGGCUGAGCAUGCAACAGUGGUGCACCCAACUGCCAAUCCGACCCCGGCGAGAGGCACAACUUCCGUUUCGGUAGUUCAUCCAUCUCUACGCGGGCAGAGAUCAACAUCCGUCCCCGUGGCAGAACAAUCGGCCCCCACAACGACCCCAAGUAAGAAGGAGACUGGGCCCCAAGGCACCAGCUCGACAGCCAAGAGAAAGUGGCCCAGUCUCGCAACUCACAGUGACAAAAAGGCCAAAACAAUAAGCCCGACUGGUGAUCGGCCAACCCCCUCCCUCUUUCGCAAGAUGGAUGUGGUGUGCAUUCCGGUAUAUUUGAAGCUCCUCGAACAGGCCCCGAUUAUCCGCCCAGGCAUGAGCGCCCCCUGGGAUCCAGCUUCUCUCGAGAAUCAGCGCCUAUACUGGCCCGCACAAGUCCGGCAGAUUCAUGGACAAAGGUCAGCAAAGGUUUGGACGACUCCUUUGAUUGUGCAGCAAGCCCCGGAUGUGCCCUCGAGCAGCACUGGGCUCCAGAAACAAAGAGUGCAUGUGCAGAUUCACACCCCCCAGGUCUUCCUGUCCAUCGAUCAGAGUGAUAUGUACGUCUACGAACUGUCGCUGUUCGAGUGCGAGUCCAUCGCCAUCCGUCUACCGGAGUUAUGUCUGCUUCCAUAUCUUGAAGUCUACCCGCACUCGGUCGUCAUUCCUGGAUUUAUGAAUUCGGAGUUCAUUCAACGUCCUGGAAAAAUCGACCCGGUCCUCUUGAUGUACUUCAAGGCCCAUCACGUGUGCUAUCAGCGGCUCUCUGCAUCGCUGAUUAUGUACAGCCGAUUGCAGCUCCCGUUACCGCUCGCGGGCGUGACAGGUGCGACGCCUUCGGUCAUGGCAGAGCUGGAUUGCUACAGAGCCCUCGUACUUGGGCCAGUGACUCUGUGGACCACCGAUCGGAUCUGGGUCGCAGAGCAGGGAUCUGUGUUGCUCAAGAAGAUAGUCAUGUUCUGCUUCCACCGAACGACAAAGAUGACCAAGGUGCUCUGCGUCUCGCUGGAUCCGGAAGGCGGUCGGGCCGGCAGCGACCCAGAAGGCGAUCGAUCAUUGGACAGGACUGCAGCCUUGAUUGACAUAUCCCAGGUCGUGGGGCGAGUCUACGAGAAAUGGCCGUAUCAGAAGAAGCAUCUGGCUCUUGGUCGGAUGAUCUCACCCGGCACCCUGGCACGGUUUCAAUAAAGUCGUGAAGGAUAA